AUGAAUAGAAGAAUGUAUGAUUGUGGGUAAUGAUUAGAAUUUAUAGAAUUUUAGGAUAUGUUAGAUGAAAUUUGAAGAUAUAACAAGUUAUUAGAAUCAUAAAUAGAAUGUAAAUUUAGAUAAUAAUUCAAAUUAGUUUUGCAAUGGAACUAGUUUUAAUGGUAAUUACAAUGAAUAGUCAACAACAAUGAAUUUUGGGAAAAGUAAAGUAAAAGUAAUUUUAGGGUAGUAAUAAGAAGUAAAUUAAUCAUCUACAAUGCUUUUAAAUAAUACAGCAGAAUAAUUGGAAUAGAAUGAGCAAGAAUAUAAAAUUUUAAGAAGUCGUAUUUUAGAAAGAGAAAACAAUAGUAAUAUAAACAUGAGUUAGAUGAUGAAUAAUUCAUUGACGUAAAUUUGAUUUUUGAAAUUAAAUAGAUAUGAUAAGGAUCAAUUGAGUUAAUUAUAGGAAUCAAUGAAUGCAUCUGUUAGAGUUGCUCUUUUUGGAUAGGAUUAGGAGAGAGAAAUGAUAUUAAAAGAGUUAAAAGAUCGAGCAUGGAAAGAAAGGGAAUAUUUGAAGGAUAGAGAUACAAUAGAUAGAGAGAUAAAGAAAUCGAAGGAUGGUUAAAGAAUAUAAGAAUUGAAGUAAUUAGGUUCAGAUAGAGAUAUAUUAUUUGAAAGGUAAAAUAAAUAUAUAGUAUGAAAGAUACAAUAAUUUCAUAGCAUAGUGUAAUGAGAUAUUAAAUAGUAAAAGUGGAUUGUAUAAGAAAGAUAAUUUAGAUAGAGUGAUACAGUUAAAUAGAAUAAAAGAAUCAAUAGAAUAGGAUAGGAUGAGGAUAAUGAGUAGUGUUUUUAGUGAUUUGAUGAAUUAAACAGGAUAUAGAUCUAAUGAUGCAUCAAAAUAUGCAGCAUAAUAAAUAUUAUCAGAUAAUUCAGUGAAUUAAGGUGCUGGAGCAAAUGAUAUAGCUUCAUAUUGGUAAUUUCCUGAGGAUUAAAAGGUAAUAGAGUAUGAUCCAGCGUAAAUAAAAUAUGAUUAGGAUAUGAUAGAAAAGAAUUUAUAAGCCGCAACUCGUUUAUCUUAGGAGAUAAAAAUGCAUAUGGUUGGAAUGGAUCCUGCAUUGAAGAGAUAUGCUGAAGCUAAUGGAUAUGGAAGUUUAGAGAGUAUUUUCGCAGAGAAGAGUGAAGAUUAUAGUUCAAUGUCAGCAGAAUAAAAGAAAUUGAUUAAUUUAUUGGCUUAAGAGACAGAUGCUAAAAGAGCAUUGGAAAGAUUGCCUUAUGGAAUAGAUUAUUAAAUGUUGUAGAGUAAAGUUGAUAAAAUAACUUAAAUGAGAUUAGAAUUGGAGAGGACUGUUUAAGAGUAAAAGUAUUAUAAGAUCAGAGAGAAUUAUGAAUAGACAGUUAAGGAUUCAGAUUAAGAGAGAAAGUAAAAUAUUAGAGAUAGACUUCUACAUUAAAUGGAAUCAUGGAGAGGAGAAAAGAAAUAUAAUCCAACAGAAGGAUUAGUUAUUCAUUGGGAUUGGUGUUUAAAUGUCCCGAAGAAAUAUGAUAGAUGUAGAUUGACCUGGGGAAUGUUUUUAAGAGGUCAAACUUUAAAUAAACCUUAAAUAGUUGAAGAUCAUAUGUGUAUUAGUGAUGGUUAUAGAGUUAAUUAUUGCAUGUUUAAUGAACAUCAAUAUGUUUAUGAUGUUAUUCCCAAUAAAGAUAUUAUUGUAGUUAUCGAAUUAUAAUGCUAUUAUUAAGAAGGUGGUCGCAAAAGAUUAGAUAUUUAUGGUUGGACAGUCUUAGAAGUUUUUGACAUUAAUAUGAAUCUUAUAAGAGGAAGAUUUAAAUUACCAUUCUAUCCUACUGGAACUAAUCCAAGUUAAUUAGUUUCAUCGGAUAAACCUUUGAAAAGUGUCUCUAAUACACUAUUAUUUUGUAGAAUUUCUUUUCCUUUUGAUAAUGAGUAUUCUAAAAUGGAACCAUUGAAUCCAAGUACAAUGACUUAAGAAUAUUAUAUUACUGGUAUUCAUAGUAGAACAAUAAUUAAACAUGAUUAUGAUCAUAUUCCAUAAUAGAUUAGGAAAAGAGGAUAUAAUCCAUUAGCAUUUGAUGAAAUGUUUAAUUAAAAGAGAGAAAUUGAACCUGAAGAAGUUGAAGUCGUUGAAAUUAAGGAACCAGAAUGGUAAUUAAUGGAACUUGGAGAAAAUAGAAAAGGAUUAUAUAUUAACAUUCAUGAAUUGUUAAAUUAUUUUGUGAAAACCAAAUCUAAAGUUAGAUGUUUCUUAACUGAUGUAAAAAGAGGUGUUUUAAAAGAUGAAAAAGAUAUACCUUGUUCAUUCGAAACAGAUCCUUAUGAAAUGAAUGAAUAAUAAUUAAAAUCAGAUUAUUUUGGUGGACCAUUUGUAUUCAUUGAAGAAGAAUAUCAAUUUUUUGUUGAUCUUGUAACUUAUGCUCAUAAUAAUAGAGCUUGGGAUGAUUUAUAUUUAAUAUUCUAAGUAUUUGAUUAUCCACCUGAAUAAGUAGAAUAGUAAGACGAUGAUAAAAAAGAUAAUUAAUCUGUUGUAUCUGAAAAAUCAGUAACAGAUGUUAAACCUGUUGGUAAGAAAUGGUAUGCAUUUAAACUGUUUGAGAAUAAUAUUCUUAAAAUUGGAAGAUAUGCAGAAUUUAUUUAUGAACCACCUAUAAAGAAACCUCCAUUUGAUCCAUUUGAAUGCAAUAUAUCAAAUUCAUAAAUAGAUUUUAGUAUAAAUUUAUUUGAUUAUAAUAUGGGUAAUUUGAAUGAACAAAUUGAAAGAUUUAAAUAAUUAAGAUAAUUAAAAAGAAAGUAAAGAGGACAUGGUAAACCUAAAAUAAAACCUAAAAAAGUAAAAAAAGAAAAGUAGGUAGCUUAUGAUUGGGAGAAUUUACCAUUAAGUGAUAGACCAUUUAUAGAAAAUAUUAAAUAGUAAUAUUAAGAUAGACCAUUUGAUAAAGGAUUUGGAAUAGAUUUUUAUGUAGAUUAAGCAAGAUUCUUACCAGACAAUGUAACAGUUUGUAAAAUAAUUUUAUAAUUCAUGAAUACUAAUUUGGAAAAAUUGUAUCCUCCAAAAUCAAUAUUACCGAAUACUGAUUAAGGUACCUUUUCACCUGUUUUUAACUACAAAAAUGAAUUAAGAAGUCCUCACUUUGAUCCAACUACUAUAGCAUUCUUGACAAUUUUAACAAAAGAUAAUACCUAAAAAGAAGUAAGAAUAGUUGGAUAUUGCGCAAUUAAUUUAUUUUUAUCAAAAGCAACAAAAAUGUAACCAACAAAUCCUUUGGAGAGAGAUGUAGUAUUAAUGAAUGGUUUAUAUUAAUUACCAAUACAUUGUUAACAUCCUGCAAUGAUAAAACCAUUUAAUAUGAAUAGAGUAUAAAAAUUAGAUAGAUUGCCUUGUUCAACCUUAUUGGUACGAAUAUAUUUAGCUCCAAUGACAGAUGAUGGUUUUAAACCAUUAUCUAUAAAUGAUUUUAGUUAAAAUGAUUGGGAAGCAAAGAAAGUUUGGUAAAGAAGCCCUCCAUAUGGAACAGGUUUAUAUAAUACUUAAUUUUGUCCAAUAAGAGAAACUGAAAAAUUAUUAUAUAAUAUUAGAGUAUAAAGACAAGAUCCUAAAUUAAAUGAAAUUAUGUCAAGAUUAUAGGCUAUGGAGAAUAUUCAAUAAAUAAUGUCAGCUCCAUAAUAUUUAUCCUAUUUAGAUGGUGUUCUAGUAAGAGAUGCAUAUACUGAUAUUAUUGAAUUAACUUUUUUUGCUAAAUAUAGAGGAUAAGUUGGAUUCAAAGUAAGUUUAGAUGGAUUUCAUAAUGUACCUAAUACAGAUCAUCCAUAUGUUGCUAUUUAUUCAAUUAAUCCACCUGGAAGGUUAUAUGAAUAGUAGUAACAAUAACUUUAAUAAAGAGAUAUAAAUUUAGCUAAUGAAAUUAUCACUUGUACUUCAUAUAAUUGGGAAUCAGCUUUAUAAUCCCCAUAAUUUAAUGAAGGAUAUUUUAAAUUCAAAGAUAUUCCAUUUGAUAAAAACACUCAUUUAGUAUUUGAUAUAAGAAGAGUUAAAUUUUCAUAGAGAGGAACCAAAUCUAUUGUAGAAAAGGUUGGUUGGACUGUUUUGCCUAUCUUUACUUAAAAUGGAUUUGUUAAAAGUGGAAUAUAUCAAUUACCGAUACUUGCUGGUGAAAUGACAUAUAAAAUGAUUGAAGAAUUUCAAAGAGGUGAAAUCUGGGAUUAAAUUGAUGAACUAACCAAACUUAAAAAAAAUCCACUUAAAUAUUUAGAUAAUAUGUCCAUUAUUGUUAGACUUUUAGAUGGACAUAGAGAAGGUCACUUCUAAACACCAUUUGAUCAUACUAGAAUGAUUUAUUCAUUCUUACCUAAAAAUAGAAUUUCAUCUUAUGUAUAUAAUGCAGGAGUAGAUGCUAAAUUAAAGACUGCCAAAAAAUUAAUAUCUAUUGCACCAAAUAAAUAAUAAUUAAAUGAAUACAAUGAAAAAAUUGCUAAUGCUUUAUAUGAUGUAAUUAUUUUAUUAUCAAUUUAGUCUUUGGGUCUCAAACCUUAAGAGGCUGUAGCUGCCAAAUUAACACAAAUUGAAAAUCCAAAUAUAAAUCAAACCAACUAAGAAGAUUCAUAAAUUAUAUGA
Messenger RNA from Paramecium sonneborni, 4604 nucleotides. The record is from the annotation of a GenBank genome assembly. Lineage: Eukaryota; Ciliophora; Oligohymenophorea; Peniculida; Parameciidae.